Manis pentadactyla (Chinese pangolin) is the source of this 8084-nucleotide messenger RNA. RefSeq names its product sodium channel protein type 3 subunit alpha. The record is from RefSeq and is a predicted model, not a curated record. Gene Ontology annotation, biological process: membrane depolarization during action potential; sodium ion transmembrane transport; neuronal action potential. The transcript is spliced from 24 exons. NCBI's taxonomy places the organism in Eukaryota, Metazoa, Chordata, Mammalia, Pholidota, Manidae. The coding region runs from base 887 to 6493 and encodes 1868 amino acids. Gene Ontology annotation, molecular function: voltage-gated sodium channel activity; protein binding. Gene Ontology annotation, cellular component: axon; voltage-gated sodium channel complex; plasma membrane.
AUAGUCAGAGAUACACGUAGAAAGAUAGAAUAGGUGAGGAUUUCAAGAAAAUUCUCAAAUAAGUAAUGAUAAAAUAAGUGAUCUUUAGAGGCAGUGUUUGAGAAUGGGCAUUUUAUACAGAUGAAUUCAAAACAUGCUUAUAAAAACUAAAAGAGAGACAAAAGACUAGCUAACCCUGUAAAAGGACAAAUAGGAUUGAUAAGCUUUUGAGGUAUAUUUGAAUUCUGUCAUUCUAUGAUUUGAUACUGGAAAGUAUUCAUAUUUUAAAAUAUAAGAUUUACCUCAAAAUAUGUGGCAGACUAGACCCAGGAUGGUAACUAGACAGCCCAUUGAAUUCCCUCACAAGCUGAAGUACAGAUGAAAUGUUAGAAAAUAAUAUUAACUUAUCAGCAAAUAAUUGUCUUUUCCACUAUUCUUAUGUUGUAGAUGCUAAGGGAAUGAGUUACAUCACUCUAAAACUAGUAGAGUGCCUAAGGAUAAACGUUCUCAGGCUUUCUAUAUUGUGCUUAUUAACUUUUUGUCAGUCAGUGGAGAUUUAAAAUUUUAUCUAAAAUACAACUUUCCCACGUAUAAACUUAUUAAAGAAUGGUCAUUUCCCUUUGCAGUACAAUUUCACACAACUGAUCAGAAUUCAAAAUUUCCAUUUACUUCAAAUAGAUAUCUCCAUUAAAUUCAGUUUUGUGAGGAAAUGAUGUAAAGUGAAAAUAGAGUGGACCAAGAAUAUAUGACAGGCUUUGAAGUUUCUUAUUAUUUUUGUCAUUGUUUUAAAAUAAAUAAGUGAGAUUAAUUUCAUAGGUAACCUGUAUUUUUUUUGUAUUGGAUCAUUAUAAAUGGCCAUGAUAAUGUACUAGCAUUUAUUCCUUAACUAUAAUCUACUUUAUUCAGCAUGCUUAUCAUGUGCACUAUUCUGACCAACUGUGUAUUCAUGACCUUGAGUAACCCUCCAGAUUGGACAAAGAAUGUAGAGUACACAUUCACUGGAAUCUACACCUUUGAGUCACUUAUAAAAAUCUUGGCAAGAGGGUUUUGCUUAGAAGAUUUUACAUUCCUUCGUGAUCCGUGGAACUGGCUGGAUUUCAGCGUCAUUGUGAUGGCGUAUGUAACAGAAUUUAUAAGCCUAGGCAAUGUUUCAGCUCUUCGAACUUUCAGAGUACUGAGAGCUCUGAAAACUAUUUCUGUAAUUCCAGGUUUAAAAACCAUCGUGGGGGCCCUGAUCCAGUCUGUGAAGAAGCUCUCAGACGUCAUGAUCCUGACCGUGUUCUGUCUGAGCGUGUUUGCUCUGAUUGGUCUGCAGCUGUUCAUGGGCAACCUGCGGAAUAAAUGCUUGCAAUGGCCCCCAAGCGAUUCUGCUUUUGAAACCAACACCACUUCCUACUUUAAUGGCACAGUGGAUUCAAAUGGGAUAUUUGUUAAUGUAACAAUGAGUACAUUUAACUGGAAGGAUUACAUUGAAGAUGACAGUCACUUUUAUGUUUUGGAUGGACAAAAAGACCCUUUACUGUGUGGAAAUGGCUCAGAUGCAGGCCAGUGUCCAGAAGGAUACAUCUGUGUGAAGGCUGGUCGAAACCCCAACUAUGGUUACACAAGCUUUGACACCUUUAGCUGGGCUUUCUUGUCUCUAUUUCGACUCAUGACACAAGAUUAUUGGGAGAACCUUUACCAGUUGACAUUACGUGCUGCUGGAAAAACAUACAUGAUAUUUUUUGUCCUUGUGAUUUUCUUGGGCUCUUUUUAUUUGGUGAAUUUGAUCCUGGCAGUGGUGGCCAUGGCCUAUGAGGAGCAGAAUCAGGCCACUUUGGAAGAGGCAGAACAGAAAGAGGCUGAAUUUCAGCAAAUGCUUGAACAGCUUAAAAAGCAACAGGAAGAAGCUCAGGCAGUCGCAGCAGCAGCGGCUGCUUCCAGAGAUUUCAGUGGAGUAGGUGGGCUGGGAGAGCUCUUGGAGAGUUCUUCGGAAGCAUCGAAAUUAAGCUCCAAAAGUGCAAAGGAGUGGAGGAACCGAAGGAAGAAGAGGAGACAGAGGGAGCGUCUUGAAGGAAUUAACAAAGGAGAGGGAGGCAGGUUUCCCAAAUCUGAGUCUGAGGACAGUGUCAAAAGAAGCUUCCUUUUCUCCAGGGAUGGAAACCGACUGACUAGCGACAAGAAAUUCUACUCCCCUCAUCAGUCUCUAUUAAGUAUCCGUGGCUCCCUGUUUUCCCCACGACGCAAUAGCAAAACAAGCAUUUUCAGCUUCAGAGGUCGGGUUAAGGAUGUCGGUUCAGAAAAUGACUUUGCCGAUGAUGAGCACAGUACAUUUGAAGACAGCGAGAGCCGGAGAGACUCACUGUUUGUGCCGCACAGACAUGGAGAGCGACGCAACAGUAACGUUAGUCAGGCCAGUAUGUCAUCCAGGAUGGUGCCAGGGCUUCCAGCCAAUGGGAAGAUGCACAGCACUGUGGAUUGCAAUGGUGUGGUUUCCUUGGUGGGUGGACCAUCAGCUCUAACCUCACCUACUGGACAACUUCUGCCAGAGGGCACCACCACUGAAACGGAAGUCAGAAAGAGAAGACUAAGUUCUUACCAGAUUUCAAUGGACAUGCUGGAGGAUUCCUCUGGAAGGCAAAGAGCCGUGAGCAUAGCCAGCAUCCUGACCAACACAAUGGAGGAACUUGAAGAAUCUAGACAGAAAUGUCCACCAUGCUGGUAUAGAUUUGCCAAUGUGUUUUUGAUCUGGGAUUGCUGUGAUGCAUGGUUAAAAAUAAAACACCUUGUGAACUUGAUUGUUAUGGAUCCCUUUGUCGAUCUUUCCAUCACCAUCUGCAUCGUCUUAAACACUCUCUUUAUGGCCAUGGAGCACUACCCCAUGACUGGUCAGUUCAGCAGUGUGUUGACUGUAGGGAACCUGGUCUUCACUGGGAUCUUCACAGCAGAAAUGGUUCUCAAGAUCAUUGCCAUGGACCCCUAUUAUUAUUUUCAAGAGGGCUGGAAUAUCUUUGAUGGAAUUAUUGUCAGCCUUAGUUUGAUGGAGCUUGGCCUAGCAAAUGUGGAGGGAUUAUCUGUACUGAGAUCAUUCAGACUGCUUCGAGUUUUCAAGCUGGCAAAAUCCUGGCCCACCCUGAACAUGCUGAUAAAGAUCAUCGGCAACUCGGUGGGGGCCCUGGGCAACCUCACCUUGGUGCUGGCCAUCAUCGUCUUCAUCUUCGCCGUGGUCGGCAUGCAGCUCUUCGGGAAGAGCUACAAAGAAUGUGUCUGCAAGAUCUCCAGUGACUGUCAACUUCCGCGCUGGCACAUGAAUGACUUCUUCCACUCGUUCCUGAUCGUGUUCCGUGUGCUGUGCGGGGAGUGGAUAGAGACCAUGUGGGACUGCAUGGAGGUCGCGGGCCAGACCAUGUGCCUUAUUGUUUUCAUGUUGGUCAUGGUGAUCGGAAACCUGGUGGUUCUUAACCUCUUUCUGGCCUUACUGUUGAGUUCAUUUAGCUCAGACAAUCUUGCUGCUACUGACGACGAUAAUGAAAUGAACAAUCUCCAGAUUGCAGUAGGAAGGAUGCAAAAGGGAAUCGAUUAUAUGAAAAAUAAGAUACAUGAGUGUUUCCAAAAAACCUUUCUUAGAAAGCCAAAAGUUAUAGAAAUUCAUGAAGGCAACAAAAUAGACAGCUGCAUGUCCAAUAAUACAGGAAUUGAAAUAAGCAAAGAGCUUAAUUAUCUUAAAGAUGGGAAUGGAACCACCAGUGGUGUAGGUACUGGAAGCAGUGUUGAAAAAUAUGUAAUCGAUGAAAAUGAUUACAUGUCCUUCAUAAACAACCCCAGCCUCACUGUAACAGUGCCAAUUGCUGUUGGAGAGUCUGACUUUGAAAACUUAAAUACUGAGGAAUUCAGCAGCGAGUCAGAACUAGAAGAAAGCAAAGAGAAAUUAAAUGCAACCAGCUCAUCCGAAGGAAGCACAGUUGACAUUGCUCCACCCCGAGAAGGUGACCAAGCCGAAAUGGAACCCGAGGAAGACCUUAAGCCAGAAGCUUGUUUUACUGAAGGAUGUAUCAAAAAGUUUCCAUUCUGUCAAGUAAGUAUAGAAGAAGGUAAAGGAAAGACCUGGUGGAAUCUUCGGAAAACCUGCUACAGUAUUGUUGAACACAACUGGUUUGAGACUUUCAUUGUCUUCAUGAUCCUUCUCAGUAGUGGUGCUCUGGCUUUUGAAGAUAUAUACAUUGAACAGCGAAAGACUAUCAAAACCAUGCUAGAAUAUGCUGACAAGGUCUUCACUUAUAUAUUCAUUCUGGAAAUGCUUCUCAAAUGGGUAGCUUAUGGAUUUCAAACAUAUUUCACUAAUGCUUGGUGCUGGCUUGAUUUCCUGAUCGUUGAUGUUUCUUUGGUUAGCUUGGUAGCCAAUGCUCUUGGCUAUUCUGAACUUGGUGCCAUCAAAUCCCUACGGACACUAAGAGCCUUAAGGCCUCUAAGAGCUUUAUCCCGGUUUGAAGGCAUGAGGGUAGUUGUGAAUGCUCUUAUUGGAGCAAUUCCCUCUAUCAUGAACGUGCUGUUGGUUUGUCUCAUCUUCUGGCUGAUUUUUAGCAUUAUGGGUGUGAAUUUGUUUGCUGGCAAAUUCUACCACUGUGUUAACGUGACAACGGGUAACAUGUUUGAAGUUAGUGAAGUCAACAAUCUGAGUGAUUGUCAGGCUCUUGGCAAGCAAGCUCGGUGGAAAAACGUGAAAGUAAACUUUGAUAAUGUUGGCGCUGGCUAUCUUGCAUUGCUUCAAGUGGCCACAUUUAAAGGCUGGAUGGAUAUCAUGUAUGCAGCUGUUGAUUCACGGGAUGUUAAACUUCAGCCUGUAUAUGAAGAAAAUCUAUAUAUGUACUUGUAUUUUGUCAUCUUUAUCAUCUUUGGGUCGUUCUUCACUCUGAAUCUAUUCAUUGGUGUCAUCAUAGAUAACUUCAACCAGCAGAAAAAGAAGUUUGGAGGUCAAGACAUCUUUAUGACAGAGGAACAGAAAAAAUAUUACAAUGCAAUGAAGAAACUUGGAUCCAAGAAACCUCAGAAGCCCAUACCUCGGCCAUCAAACAAGUUCCAAGGCAUGGUCUUUGACUUCGUGACCAGGCAGGCCUUCGACAUCAGCAUCAUGAUCCUCAUCUGCCUCAACAUGGUCACCAUGAUGGUGGAGACGGACGACCAGAGCAAAUACAUGACACUCGUUUUAUCCAGGAUCAACCUCGUGUUUAUUAUCCUGUUCACUGGGGAAUCUGUGCUGAAGCUCAUCUCCCUCAGAUACUACUACUUCACCAUAGGCUGGAACAUCUUUGAUUUUGUGGUGGUGAUUCUCUCCAUUGUAGGCAUGUUUCUGGCUGAGCUGAUAGAGAAGUAUUUCGUGUCCCCUACCCUGUUCCGAGUGAUCCGUCUCGCCAGGAUUGGCCGAAUCCUGCGUCUGAUCAAAGGGGCCAAGGGGAUCCGCACGCUGCUCUUUGCUCUGAUGAUGUCCCUUCCCGCGCUGUUCAACAUCGGCCUCCUGCUCUUCCUGGUCAUGUUCAUCUACGCCAUCUUUGGAAUGUCCAACUUCGCCUAUGUUAAGCGGGAAGCUGGAAUUGAUGACAUGUUCAACUUCGAGACCUUUGGCAACAGCAUGAUCUGCCUGUUCCAGAUCACCACCUCGGCCGGCUGGGACGGACUGCUAGCCCCUAUUCUCAACAGUGCACCACCCGACUGUGACCCUGACACAAUUCACCCUGGAAGCUCAGUUAAGGGAGACUGUGGGAACCCAUCUGUGGGGAUUUUCUUCUUCGUCAGUUACAUCAUCAUAUCCUUUCUGGUUGUGGUGAACAUGUACAUCGCCGUCAUCCUGGAGAACUUCAGCGUUGCUACUGAGGAAAGUGCAGAGCCCCUGAGCGAGGAUGACUUUGAGAUGUUCUACGAGGUCUGGGAGAAGUUCGACCCCGACGCCACCCAGUUCAUGGAAUACAGCAAACUCUCCGAUUUUGCAGCUGCCCUGGAUCCUCCUCUGCUCAUCGCAAAGCCAAACAAAGUCCAGCUCAUCGCCAUGGACCUGCCCAUGGUCAGCGGGGACCGGAUCCACUGCCUGGACAUCCUAUUUGCCUUUACAAAGAGGGUUCUGGGUGAAAGCGGAGAGAUGGACGCUCUCCGAGUACAGAUGGAAGACAGGUUCAUGGCAUCAAACCCCUCCAAAGUCUCCUAUGAGCCCAUUACAACCACUUUGAAACGCAAACAAGAGGAGGUGUCUGCUGCUAUCAUUCAGCGUAAUUUCAGGUGUUAUCUUUUAAGACAAAGGUUAAAAAAGGUAUCAUCUGAAUAUAACAAAGAGGCAAUCAAAGGGAGGAUUGAUUUACCUAUAAAAGAAGACAUGAUUAUUGACAAAUUAAAUGGGAACUCCACCCCAGAAAAAACAGAUGGAAGUUCCUCUACCACCUCUCCUCCUUCCUACGAUAGUGUGACCAAGCCAGACAAAGAGAAGUUUGAGAAAGACAAACCAGAAAAAGAAUACAAAGGGAAAGAAGUCAGGGAAAAUCAAAAGUAAAAAGAAACAAAGACUUGUCUUUGUGAUCAAUUGUUUACAGCCCAUGAAGGUAAAGUCGACGUGUCAACUGGACUCCCAGGGGUCUAUGCCAAACUGACUGUUUUAACAAAUACUCGUGGUCAGUGCCUAUUACAAGACAGUGACUUCUCCAUCACCACAACUCUGUCAAUCAGGGUAUCAACACUGACAAGAGGUUGCUGCUUUCAUUACCAGCUGACACUGCUAAGAAGAUACUCAACGGCUACUUAGACUGUAAAGAUAGUUGUGCAAAGUGAUUAUUGUAACUACACCAAACACCUUUAGUACAGUACUUGCAUCCACUCAAUUUUUAACUUCCAUAUCUGCCAUAUUUUUACAAAAUUUGUUCUAGAUUUCCCUGGUUCCUAAUUCAUAGUCUAUUCACAAUACUAUGUCACUAUUUUUGUAAAUGAGGUUUAAGUUUAAAAAAAGUAUCUAAGAGCCCCAUGUUUUGACUCCACAACUCUCUCAAACAAUCAGACAAGUGUUUUGCCCUAGACAUAAAAUUCUUGCUCAAAACCAGAAAAAAACUCUAAAGAUAAAAAUUUCAGGUACUUUCAUUUUCUAGAUGGCUUUAAUUUUGAAAGUAUUUUAACCUGUUGUUUGUUUAUAUCUCAACAGUUAUGUGCCUGUAAAGUGUCCUCUAAUUUUUAAAGGAUUAUUUUUAUGCAAAGCAUUCUUUUUCAGCAAGUGCAAAUUUUAUUCUAAGUUCCAGAGCUCUAUAUUUAAUUUUGGUUAAAUGCUUCCCAAAUAAGUAAUCUCAUAAAUCUGUUCUACAAAAGUGUAUCUAGAAUAUGCCUUUAGAAUAGUCGUUCCACUUUCCGCUGCCGUACUGCUUUGCCAUCUUCUGCUCUCAGCAAAGCUGACACUUAUGUCAAUUCAACACCUCCUGUUAUGUAAAUAGUUAUUUUAUCCUGUGGUGCAUUUAUAUAUUUUAGGCAAAUAUAUAUAUUUACUUAUAUAUAUAGAGCCUGACAAACAACUUCUAUUAAAUCAAAUAUGAACCACAGUAUGUGUGUCUCUUCCAACCUUCCAACAGGGACGUAUACCGUGCCGUUCACUAAACAUAAAUAGCUUGAAGACUAUCACUAAUGCAUGUUAAUAUUGCCUCUGCUGCUCUAUUUUACUCAAUCCAUUCUUCACCAGCCUUGGUUAGAAGAAGUCACAUGGUGGUGGUAGACUGAAUUCAGACAGCUCUCUGUCCUUUCUGUCAAGCAGAAUAACUUGCAGUUAUUUAAAAGCACCUUUACUUUUGCAUUUUUAAAUCAACUUCAGUGUCAUAUACAGUGUCUCUCUAGAUUUCAAGGAUACAUACUGUGUAUUGACUAUUGUCAAAACUUAUACUUCAUAUUUUGCUAAAAAUAUAUCCAAAAAUUGUUUAAAUAUAAAUAAUGUAAAAAUAUUAUCAAUUUUAUUUGUUGUACUUUGUACAUAAGAAAAUUAUUUUCAGGUUGAUGACAUGGCAAUUUAUUUUACUUUAUGCUUUUGCUUUUUAUUUUUAAACACAAUUCCAAACUUUUCAAUCCAUAUAACUUUUCAAUGGAUAAUUUCCUAAAAUAAAAGUUAGACCAUG